Molecule: messenger RNA, 7067 nt
Organism: Marmota monax (woodchuck)
Lineage: Eukaryota; Metazoa; Chordata; Mammalia; Rodentia; Sciuridae
Gene: Ube2d3
Product: ubiquitin conjugating enzyme E2 D3
Exons: 8
Coding region: 5242-5586 (114 amino acids)
Biological process (GO): ubiquitin-dependent protein catabolic process; protein K11-linked ubiquitination
Cellular component (GO): nucleus
Molecular function (GO): ubiquitin conjugating enzyme activity
Source: RefSeq, a predicted model, not a curated record
CGGUGCUUCCCCGGCAGCGACCUGUCCCUGUUCCAGCCGGCGUCCCAGGGCAUCUCGCGAUAAUUUGUGAUUUGGGGGCGGGACCCAGUCAGGAAGAGCGCACAAAACUGCCCUUAAGUCAUUGCAGAGCUGCAGCUCCGGUUAGCCGGCCACGAGGUUCUCGCGAGACCCGCCUGCUCAAUACCAAGCGCCUGUGUCUGGCACAGCGGUGUGAGACGAAGAGACAAUCCUUCCCCGCCGCCCGGAUAAUCAAGAGUUUUGGCCGGACCUUUGAGCACACACCGAGAUAGUGAGGAGCCAGACGAAAAGCACAGACUAUGGCGCUGAAACGGAUUAAUAAGGAACUUAGUGAUUUGGCCCGUGACCCUCCAGCACAAUGUUCUGCAGGUCCAGUUGGGGAUGAUAAGUGUUUUUCUCCCCCCUUUUUCUAGUGUUUCAUUGGCAAGCCACAAUUAUGGGACCUGUAAGUAUUAAGACUUUUAAAGUUUUCCUUAUAAUUAAAAAUUCAGCAUCAGUCUGAUUAUAAAUUUUUAAAUUUAGUUCAUAGGUUUAUUUUAUUAUGUAGUGUAUUCUGGUUUGGUUAUACCAUAAUUGUACUACUUUUGAAAGAAAUAGAAUAUUGUACUUGUUACAUGUACAUUGUGUAUCCCUGUGUUCAGUUUUGUAGAGUAUAGCAUCUCUUUGGAUCUACCAAAUCUCUCUUUGCCUUAAUUUCAGUUUUCCUUCAUAGCAAUGUGAAGCACUGGCAUUGAACUUCUUAUUACUUAGACAAUUUACUGGCUCUGUUUCUAUUAUGAAUUGUUACUCAAAGAUCUUACCCUGUUCCUGUAGUUGCCAGGAAUCUAGCUUACUUGUAUUAUUUUUAUAUUCAAUUUCUUACAGAAUUUUAGUCUCAUACAAAUUUGAAAAUACUAGGCAGAAAGUGAUAUUCUGAAUAGAGCAAAAUUCCUUUCUAUCCUGAUAAGAAUCUAUAGGCUGGAUAAUUGAAAAUUCAGAAUUAUGGAUACCAUCUAAGAAUUUCAGAAUAUUAAAGCGCACUAAAACAUCCUGGGUUAAGAUUGUAUCUUCCACAAAUUCUUAACAUUUUUCCCCCUUAACAUAGAAGGAACUUUCUAAGUUUCUUGUAUAUUAUACUGAAAACUUUCUGCUUCCAUUUCCUUUUCCUAGUUUUAUUUAACGCCAGUAAUAUGUUAGAUGGGAAAAGGGGCAUUAAACAUAUAUAUAAGUUUUUAUGUAAGCAAGCACACAAAUUUAGAUGUCAGCUUUUAAGUAGUUAACUGUAUCUUUAGAGUGGAAUGCAUCAGUGCUUUGUUUUGGUUUCUGAAUGCAUCUUAUGACAGAGUAUCACAUUAUAAUGCAAAUAAUAUCUUAUUUUUUGACUACGAUUACCCUGUAUGGUUUGUAUUUGUGAACCAAAACAAUAAAGCAGGCAGUGUGGUAGCAUAGUAAUCCACAAAUUGUGGAUUUGCUUGGGAGAACUAGAUAGUAGCAAAAUCACAUUUGCUUCAGAGUGCUUUUUAGGUCAGUUAAGGUAAUGGUAGUAUCAUAGAACUAAAGAUUUCUUUCUCAGUAAAUGUAGCAUGUAAUUUAAGUUUCAGUAGAGAGUAGCUGCUGAAUUUUAGUCAAGAAGUGCUCUGUAUCAUUAGAAGUUAUAUGGCAAAAAUUUUUGUGUAUAGGGGCUGGGAUUGUGGCUCAGUGGUAGAGCGCCCACCUAGCAUGCGCAAGACCCUGGGUUCGAUCCUCAGCACCAUAUAAAAACAAAUGAAUGGAGUAAAGGUAUCGUGUCCAAAUACAGCUAAAAAAAUAAAUACUUUUUUUAAAAAUUAAAAAAAAAAUUGUGUAUAAUAAUAGUACAUAUAAUUAAGAAUCACAGAUACGGAUAAAAACUAAAAUUCUUUGAAAGAUUUGACAGAUCCUUGCUAGUUAAGUGGUUUUUUAAAUGUUUGAAUUUUUUGUACUAUAUUAAGGGUAGUUACCAAUGAGACUUCAUACAAAGAGAAGAAAUUAACUUAUUGCUUCUAAUAUUUGCAUGUCUAAUUUUUUCUUCAAUUGGAAGUGGAGUUGGCAGAAGGUGGUAUGUUUGAAAGUAUUUGGAGAACCACACUAACCUCCGUCUAAUUGUGACAGUUAUAAAAGAUAGAACUGUCUGAAUAUUAGCUUGAGUGUAACUACAAAAGCCAUCUGAAGUAAAAUCUGUCCAUAAGAAUUAUUUUACUGAUCCAUAAAGAUCAAUUUUAAAUGUAUUAUGUCACUUUCUACAAAGGUUAACUAUAUGAAAUUUUCCCUUUUUUCCUUUUUUGGUAGUGGGGAUUCUGCAGAGGCACUUUACCACAGCUUUGCAUUUCCAGUUCUUCUUACUUUUAUUGUGAGACUGUCUCAACUAAGUUGGUUAGGGCUGUGCUAAGUUGCUGAGGCUGGCCUUGAACUUGGGAUCAUCCUGUCUAGGCCUCCCAAGUCCCUGGGGAUUAUAGGCAUACACCACCACCCAGUUUUUACCCUACUCUUUAAAGAUCUUCAACUAUAUUAAGAGGGAAGUAUAAGUAUUAAAUAAGGUAGAUGAUUGUAAUUAGUAAAUAGCCAGCAAAUUGGGUUAAUGUAUUGACUAUUGGGAAUAACAUUUCAAAUAAGGGAAAGAAAUAGGAGAUAUAAUGGAAUCACUUUAACACUAGGACAGAGAUAAUUGGAAAGGAAAGCCAGAAUAAUAGCAGAAAUACCAGUACUAACAUCUUGAACUAAGGUAGUGGCAGUGGGCAUAGGCAUAAAGGAGAGGCAAAUUCAAGAAAUUUUGAAGUUCUUUAGGACUGGGUAACCACUGUGAAUGAGUCAGAUGAAAGGAAUAAUCAACUGCGAGAUCCUGGUUUAUAGAUUUCUAUUGUGAUUUACUGUUGAUAGGAAAAAUAGUGUUGAAGAGAUUAGGAGUUUGUGUUUUGUAUAUGUGAUGAGAUAUCAAGUAGAUUGAAUAGACAUUUGAAUGAAUGCCAAGGAAUGAAUAUGACACUAAGGGAAACUUUGAGAGUAUGCAAAAUAUAUGUGGGUGGGAGUUAGAAGCAAAAAAUGAUCUCUAGGAAUACCAACAUUUCAUGAUUGCCACAGAAGGAAUAAAAGACACCAGGGGGGCAGCAACUAGGACUAACGGGAUAGAAGGAUUCUACAGAAAAGAUAGAAUAUAAGUUCUGUUUCUAAGAUUACAAUAAUCAAAGUAUUUCUUCUUUUAGUUCCUUUGUUUUUGUUUUGUUUUUCUUUAUAGUUCCUGUCUCUUUUUUUAAUAUGGCCUUGUCUUUAAGUCUGUUUUACUUUUUUCCUCUUUGAUGUGGUGGAAUUUUAAUGUAACAUGGAAAUGCUAAGCUGCUUUUUUUUUCUUUUCCUUUCUUUUUUAAACAAGUAAAAUGAAAUUUGGCUUUGCCUAAAUUGCAUCAUUGAGUUCUUUGUUCAGAAGCAGUCAGACAUAACCCUUGAUUGUGUGAAACUGGAAAAUGAAAGUUAAACAGAGCAUCUGAAAUGGGGUUUUGAGAAAACUUUAGUAUGUAGGACCAUCACAAAAUUAUUAUUUAUAUAGUAAAAACUUAUUUUCUACAUGCUAUAUAAUAUAGCCAUAUUAUUUAACAAAGAUAUGCUCAUCUAAUAAAUUUGUUAUAUUUUGGGUUCCUUGCUUUGAAUUUUUUUCCCCUUUUUUUACAUUUUAUUUGCUAUUUUAGAUAUACAUGACAGUAGAGUGUCAUUUGACAUACAUACAUAUGGAGUAUUACAUUCUAACUAGGAUCCCAUUCAUGUGGUUGUACAUGAUGUGGCAUUUCACUGGUGAUGUAGUUAUAUAUGAACAUAGAAAAGUUGUGUCUGAUUCAUUCUACUCUUUCCUAUUUUCAUCCCGCCUCCCUUCUCUUCAGUUCCCUUUGUCUAAUCCAGUGAAUUUCUAUUCUCUCCACCCUCAUUUAUUUUGUUUUAGUAUCUGGCAUAUCUCAGAGUACAUUUCAGCCUUUGGUUUUUUUGGGAUUGAUUUAUUUUACUUAGCAUGAUAGUCUCCAGUUAUAUCCACUUACUGGCAAAAGUCGUUCUUUAUUAUGGCUGAGUAAUAUUCCAUUAUGUAUAUAUACACAUCAUAUUUUCUUAUGCAUUCAAUGUAUUGAAGGGCACCUAAGUUCUUUGGGUAUAUAUUGAAUGAGAUAACUGGGUCAAAUAAAUGGUGGUUUUGGUUUUAUUUAUUUCCUCUAUUAUUCCUGGGUGUUGCUUUGUUAUUAUAGGUCUUUUUAAUUAAAUUUUAUAGGACUCAAUAGUAGCUUACUCUUUUUAUUGCUUUCAUUGGUUGUCCAAUUUUCUUUUUUGUGUGUGUGUGGUAUUGGGUAUUGAACCCAGGGGCAUUCUGUCACCAAGCCAUUUUUGAAACACGGUUUCACUAAGUUGCUGAGGCUGACCACAAACUUUGGAUCCUCCUGCCUCAGCUUGCCAAGUCCCUGGAAUUAUAGGCAUGCACCAUUGUGCCCAGCAGGAUUUAUACAUUUCUUUGAACCUGAUUCUUCACCAAUAAUUAACUUCUUUCUUUUGAAUCCCCUGUGUAUUUCAUUCACAUUUCAUAUCUAUAACAUUUUAUUGUGUGUAUUUUAUGGGUCUUGGUAACAGAAUUUUAAGUCUGUCAAGAUUUAAAAAAAUCAUUUUCUGUGAUCUUUUCACAUAUCUACCAUGUAGUGGGGAGUUAAUAAUUAUUUUUCUGAGGAGUUGGAAUUGAUAAGCUAUAUUCUAAAAGUGUCAGAUCUAUGAAAGUUUUUAUUUGCCUGAUAAAAGUGUGUUGGUUGGUGUAUGCCCAUAAUUCCAGGGACUCAGAAGGCUGAGGUGGGAAAUUUGAGGUCAGCCUGGGCAACAUGAUGAGACCGUGUCUCAAAUUAAAAAAAAAAAAGAAUUUUUUUAACUUGUUUUUGUCUGCUUUUUUAACAUACUUAAUAUUUUGCUUUCUAAUUUCUGUAGUCUGACCAGUACAUGAUACUGUUUGUAAGCUUUAUUGUUAAGUGUACUUUUUCAUUUAUGAGAAUUUGGAUCUAGAACACUAGUGUUUCUGGAUACCUUUUCCCAAUAUUCUGGAAAUUUGUAAAAUGGGAUUUAAAUAGGAUUCACUAUAUAGUAAUUUUGAUUUUAUAUUUUUUAUUACUAUGAACUGAGUUUUCUUGGAAUAAUUUAGAUUUCUUCAUUUCUGUGUAAAGAAUAGAUAAUAUUAUUUAAUAUUAUUAUUUAAAUUUUUUUUUAAUUUUAAGCAUGUUUUUCUCUUCACAGAAUGACAGCCCAUAUCAAGGUGGUGUAUUCUUUUUGACAAUUCAUUUUCCUACAGACUACCCCUUCAAACCACCUAAGGUUGCAUUUACAACAAGAAUUUAUCAUCCAAAUAUUAACAGUAAUGGCAGCAUUUGUCUUGAUAUUCUAAGAUCACAAUGGUCUCCUGCUUUAACUAUUUCUAAAGUUCUUUUAUCCAUUUGUUCACUGCUAUGUGAUCCAAACCCAGAUGACCCUUUAGUGCCAGAGAUUGCACGGAUCUAUAAAACAGACAGAGAUAAGUACAAUAGGUUAGCAAGAGAGUGGACAGAGAAAUACGCUAUGUUGUAGGGUACAACAGAAUAUCUCGGGAAUGGACUCAGAAGUAUGCCAUGUGAUGCUACCUUAAAGUCAGAAUAACCUGCAUUAUAGCUGGAAUAAACUUUAAAUUACUGUUCCUUUUUUGAUUUUUCUUAUCCGGCUGCUCCCCUAUCAGACCUCAUCUUUUUUAAUUUUAUUUUUUGUUUACCUCCCUCCAUUCAUUCACAUGCUCAUCUGAGAAGACUUAAGUUCUUCCAGCUUUGGACAAUAACUGCUUUUAGAAACUGUAAAGUAGUUACAAGAGAACAGUUGCCCAAGAUUCAGAAUUUUUUUAAAAAAUGGAGCAUGUGUAUUAUGUGGCCAAUGUCUUCACUCUAACUUGGUUAUGAGACUAAACCAUUCCUCACUGCUCUAACAUGCUGAAGAAAUCAUCUGAGGGGGAGGGAGAUGGAUGCUCAGUUGUCACAUCAAAGGAAGCAGCAUUAUUCUAGCAGCAUCCAUUUUGUUUAAACCUUCCACUGUUAGAGAUUUGAGGUUACAUGUUAUACUUUAUGCUCAUAACUGAUGUGGCUGGAGAAUUGGUAUUGAAUUUAUAGCAUCAGCAGAACAGAAAAUGUGAUGUAUUUUAUGCAUGUCAAUAAAGGAAUGACCUGUUCUUGUUCUACAGAGAAUGGAAAUUGGAAGUCAAACACCCUUUGUAUUCCAAAAUAGGGUCUCAAAACAUUUUGUAAUUUUCAUUUAAAUUGUUAGGAGGCUUGGAGCUAUUAGUUAAUCUAUCUUCCAAUACACUGUUUAAUAUAGCACUGAAUAAAUGAUGCAAGUUGUCAAUGGAUGAGUGAUCAACUAAUAGCUCUGCUAGUAAUUGAUUUAUUUUUCUUCAAUAAAGUUGCAUAAACCAAUGAGUUAGCUGCCUGGAUUAAUCAGUAUGGGAAACAAUCUUUUGUAAAUGCAAAGCUGUUUUUGUAUAUACUGUUGGGGUUUGCUUCAUUGUUUGACAUCAAAUGAUGAUGUAAAGUUCAAAAGAGUGAAUAUUUUGCCAUGUUCAGUUAAAGUGCACAGUCUGUUACAGGUUGACACAUUGCUUGACCUGAUUUAUGCAGAAUUAAGCUAUUCAAAUAGUGUAGUUUUAAUAUGCUGCACAUGAUACUGGCAGCCCUGGAGUUCAUAAAUGGACUUGGGACCCAGCAGUUUUGAAACGUGUAUAUGGAGUUUAAGAAAUUUAUUUUCCAGGUGCAUCACCAAUCUUAACAAUUUCUCUUCACCAUGUACACUUGACAGCUUAAAAAAAAAAAAAACUAAACAUACGAGUAACAAUGGGUCAAAAUUUACAAAAUAAAGUACUGUUUUGGUGUGGGAGUUGUCAUGAGGCUGUGUUGAAGUGACUUAACUGUGGGAUAUUGAGUAUCCAUUGAAAUGGAUUUGUUCAGCCAUUUACAUUAAUGAGCAUUUAAAUGCAACAAAUAUCAUUUCAGGUGACUUAACAUGAACGAAUAAAAGUCAAUGCUAUUGGA